AUGCCCGUCUGCGUGGUCUGUCUCCCGACGUCCACACAGCGGAGCGAGCACGUGUUCGGCCCGACGUGGCAGCUCCUCCUUGACACCCUCGCAAAGUCGCCGGGCCAUUCCGGUUUUGUUGCGCUUCUACAACAUUCUGCUGUCCGCAGCGCCAUCAGCGGCGCGCUUAACGGCGCGCCGUUUACGGUUUUCGCCCCGUCAGACGAUUCCCUAGAGAGGCUGCCAGGCGCGAUUGUCGCCACGUUACGGAACUCGUCGCACAUCGAGACCCUCCGCCAAGUCGUGCUGUACCACUUCGUUCGCGAGAAGAUCUCGCGCUUCGCCUGGGAGGGCCCCUGGCGGACCGUGCAAGGCGAGAGCCUCGUGUUGCACCUGGACGACGCGAGCCUUACUGUAUCGGAUGUGCCUGUACUGGAAUACGCCGCCGCAUUCUCGGCGAGCUUCGUGGUGCACUCGACGGACGGGCUUCUGUUUCCCCCCAGCAUCCGCGCGCAGCUCACUGGCGCGGGCGGCCGCGCGCCAGGGGCAGCUUAUCUGGCGGAGGUCAGCACGGCGUCGCAAGAAGAGCGCGGAGCAAGUGGCGAGGAUGACUACGCAGAGGAGUACGAGGAGGACUAUGACGAGGACGUAUGGCGGCGGGAGGCACUCCAACAAUACAACUCAUUCAACCUAUACGCUCCAGCUCCCACGCCCGCACCAUCGUCUCUCUCAGUGGGCGCCAUCGCAGGGAUUGUGAUCGGGUGCGUGGCAGGAGUUGUCCUCAUUGCGGCAUUACUCUACUACCUGCUCGUUGCCCGCCAAAACAAGGAUGUGCGCUCUCACCCACUCGAAGACCCAGAAGAUUUUGCAGCAAUGGCAGCAGCAGGAGCGGCGCGAGGUGCCACUGCUGCUGAUGCAGCAGGAGCGCCGCAUGAGUCCUUACCAGCAGGGGCAGGGCAAUGCCGGCAGUACCCACUGGCAGUGCUGAAGCAUGCCACAGCCAAUUGGGCGGAGGAGCAUCGCAUUGGCAGCGGGGGGUACGCGGACGUGUACCGAGCUGUGGACCCCGCAGACCCCUCCGUGGUAUGGGCGGUGAAGCGAGGCAAGGUGCUCACCAACGACUUCAAGCGCGAGAUCAACGAGAUGGCGUCAAAGCACCACCCGAACCUGGUGCGGCUGCUGGGGUACUGUCUGGACAUGGACACGGUGAACGAGCGCAUGGAGCAGAUCCUCAUCUACCAGUUCAUGCACCACGGCGACCUCGAGCACUGGGUCGCCACCGAUGCCGGCAAGACGCUCACCCUGGCGCAACGCAUGGACGUGCUGGUGGGGGCGGCGCACGGGCUGGAGUACCUGCACAGCUUUGGCAUCGUGCAUCGCGACAUCAAGCCCGCCAACAUUCUGCUGGACGAGCACAUGCACGCCAAGGUGGCCGACUUUGGCCUCGUGCGCAUGGGCGAGGGCACCUCCGUGUACACCACUCGCAUUCUCGGCACGCCGGGCUAUGUGGACCCUGCGUAUUCUCGCACCCGCAAGGCCACAACCACAACUGAUGUGUUCAGCUUUGGCAUUGUGAUUCUUGAGGUCAUCACUGGGAGGCGAGCGGUUGUCAACACAGGCAGUGGAAACAGCACCAUCAAAGAAUGGGCUGAGGAGGCGCUGCAGAGCAAUGAUCUGUCGCGCCUAAGGGAUGCGCAGCUGCACCCGCCCUUGCCUGACAACAUCCUGUUGCGCGUUGUGCGCCUGGCCAUCAGCUGCACGCUCAUGCCCACUGCCACGCGCCCCACCAUGAGCCACGUUUUCAGCGAGCUGAGUGCCAUCCGGCAGGAGUACUUUGGUGUGGAGGAGAACAGAGCAGCGCACAAGGUGGAUAACGAGAUGCGCAGGGUGCAGGAACAGGUGUCCAUCCCGUUAGAAAAACAGCUCGAGUACAUCGAGUCGUUUGGUUCCUCCAAGGCUAUAUCAUCCUCGCUUGGCAAAAUUGGGUGA
Closterium sp. Yama58-4 is the source of this 1968-nucleotide messenger RNA. Lineage: Eukaryota; Viridiplantae; Streptophyta; Zygnematophyceae; Desmidiales; Closteriaceae. The record is from the annotation of a GenBank genome assembly.